Ilex paraguariensis (yerba mate) is the source of this 327-nucleotide messenger RNA. The record is from the annotation of a GenBank genome assembly. NCBI's taxonomy places the organism in Eukaryota, Viridiplantae, Streptophyta, Magnoliopsida, Aquifoliales, Aquifoliaceae.
AUGGGUAUGGAAGGCCUUGAAACGUUUGAAGAAAUGACCCAAAAGGAUCUGAAACCUUAUAAAUUGUCAUUCUUGUGUGUUACUGGGGGUGAAACCAUUGGGGCGUGGUCGAAGAGGGAAGACUGGUGUUUGAUUCCUCGAAAACUCGUUCUGGGAUAUACCGAGAUUACUCUUGUAUGGUGGAUCUUCUUGGCCGUGCAGGUUUACUGGAUGAAUCAGCGCAGAGCUAAGGCUAUCAACAUCAAAAGGCCAAUCUAUGUUGUGGAGCUAACUGUUGCGCUGUUGUAUGGUUCACCAAAACAAAGAAGUGGGAAGGAGAGCUGCUAA